This is a messenger RNA of Phyllopteryx taeniolatus (common seadragon), 3136 nucleotides long. It is a transcript of the gene sertad3, whose product is annotated as SERTA domain containing 3. Gene Ontology annotation, cellular component: nucleus. The record is from RefSeq and is a predicted model, not a curated record. Gene Ontology annotation, molecular function: transcription regulator activity. Bases 769 to 1599 code for a protein of 276 amino acids. Lineage: Eukaryota; Metazoa; Chordata; Actinopteri; Syngnathiformes; Syngnathidae. The transcript is spliced from 2 exons.
UUCUAUGACGUCAUAACACGGAACUUAUUUUAUAAAGUCUACCGUUCGGACGUGUUUUUUUUUUUCUUUAGGGAAUUUAAAAUGUUUAUUUUCGUCGAACUUGAAUGUUAAUGUUCUAACUGCGUAUUAGCGUUUUAAACUAACACGAAUUAAUCCAUAAUUUUGAAGGGAAAAAAAAAGGGAAGAGUUGAGCCGUUUUUGGCGGGGCAGGUGCUCUAGCUAGCCACGUUAGCAGCCACCGUUAGCAUUAGCCUCAGCCCAUAUGGUGUCUUUUAAUGCGUUUUGUGAAGCGCAAAAGAACACAUGUCGUAUUGCGAGUGGUUUAACAUUAUCGGAACGUACAUUGUGUUGAAAAAGGUUCGUUUUUACUUGAAACUGUUGGAUGUUUGGAGCCGCCAUCUUAAGUGACUUCGGCUUUCUUCGGCUUUCCGAAGUCGAGAAAGUCAGGCUUGCCUUCCGAACACUCUCCCACUUGGGAUGGAUGAAUAAAUACAUGUAGAAUUGAACUUUAUUGUAAUAAAAUAUAAUCGGUCUGCUUUCUCGGAGGACUCCAGAUAUCAGAGAAUAUUUACUGUUGAAAAUCUGAAAUCCAGACAAUUUUGGUCAAAAGUGGGCUCCAAACAUUUAUCAAAAUGGGUGGCAAUUUGAGAACUGAUUAAUUGUUGCACGUCUUCAAUUAUAGCACAUGGUGAAUAAAAGGUUCAAAACCGGUUCAAUGAUCGUGAACAGAAUCCCUCACUAACUUUUUAAGUGAUGAUGUAGGCGUGAAUGAGCGUGAAGAUGAUCAUGAAGACACACAAGCGCAAGCUCCAGCCGGAGUCGUCCUCCGAGGAGUCGCCCGGAGGCGGCGGGGGCUGCGGCGCCCUGGCGUGGGAGAGGCAGCGUCAGUUUGUGUUCAGCGUCUCCCUGCACAAGUACCAGCGGGACCAGGAGCUGCCUGAGCCCAGCCUGCGCAGGUCAGUCCUCAUCAGCAACACCCUGCGGCAGGUGGAAGCGUGUCGGGCGGCCUCCCCCGACCUCCGGGCGUCUCCUGCGCUCGUAGGAGAGCCGACCGCCGCCGGAGAGAACGACCUGCCGUCGCCGGCCAAAUGCCAGCGGGUGGCGUCGAGCGGCGCGGCGCCCGAAGAAGCGGAGGACUGGUGCUCCCUGUCCGCCGACCCCGAUUUCACCAUCUCGCCCGCCGUCACGUCCAUCCUCACCGGCCUGGACACCGGGCCGGACGACGGCGCGCCGCACCUGACGCCGCGGGCGGCCCUCAGGUCUCUGGAGAACCUGCAGGCCUGCCCGGUCGCCGGCGUGUUGUGGCCGAGGCCGCCGGUCCGAGGCGUUCACGGCCCGGACCCGAUGGAGUGGGAGGCCGGCGCCGAGGCGGCGCGCUCCGGCUACCUGAAGGACGUGACGGCCGACGAGGACGUGUUCCAGGACAUAGACACGUCCCAGCUGGAGCGGGACAUGGGGAUUCUGGGCCUGCGGGGUGACGGGCGCCCGCCCGGGGACGCCAAGGGCCUGCCGUCCUUCUCGUCCUUCAGCUCGCCGCCGGCCCCCUUCAGGGACGGACUGGAUCUGGAGCACCUCGUCACCAUGCUGGUCGAGACCUGAGGGGGCGUCAGAUUUUAACCCAACGCUGCUAAGCAGUAUGGAAAGCUGCUUGAGCAUUUAGUCUUGAGCCUUCAGAUCCGUUUUUAGGUCUGUGUACUAGUACGGGCUUUGUCCUCAUUAGUAAGCCAAUUCAGCCACUGGUACAACAACUGUGUCGGACUAGUAAUGUUUUUUUCCCACAACGGUAUGACAAUACUGCACACGAGUGGGGCAACUUUACCAUCCUAGUAGAUAACUACUAGUGAGGCUAAAAUGUACACUAGUCAACAACUACAUGCUACUAGUACACUGAACCCCUAUAUUUGAGCAAGGAAAAAAUUAGAGUAAUUGCCGCCCACCCCACAAAGGUUUGUAAUUGCCACAAGGUGGCAGAAAGGCACUUUUUUUCCCGACUAGACAAAGCAGUGAAGCUCCUCCCCUCAGUGCAACACAGUUCCUUGGCAUCAAGAUAGUGCCAAAGCAAUACUUUUAUAGUAGACAUGACGGGGGAGCACAAAAACGCUGAAUAAAGGAGGGGAAGUUCUCACCAAAAAAUUAAGUUCACAGGUUCACUGUAAUACUAGUGAAAUAAAGUUCUACUAGUUAAUAUCUAGUGCAGCACUAGUAGUACUGGUAGUGCCCAGAUGUCAACUAGGGUACAGUUUUGAACCACUAGUAACGUCAUGCAGUAGUAGAAAAAAAAUGGUACUAGUAAGUCAGUUGUGAUUCGAGUGUGUUGAAUACUUUUACUAGUGAUGACAAGAAGACUAGCACACGGACUUGAAGCUGGAUAUCAAGGCGCCUUAAAAGUUGGUCGGGCAUUUAUUCCAUGUCCUUGAUGAGGUGGCUACUAGUGCCUGAUACAUGCCUGUGAGUUUGGGCCCCAAGUUUUAAUUGCAUACUUGUAGGCCAAAUGUGGCACUAGUAGUGGAAAGCAAUGUUACUUGUAAGAGACUUCGACUAGUGUGCUUAAUUGUCUUAGUAUUUAAAACGAAGAGCGUGCUAGUACAUGGGCCUCAUCAAGGAUGUGGACUAAAUGUUGAAACAUGUUUUUCAUGAUUACAAAUAUGAAUCUGUUACCGUACGAAGAUGAACUGACAGCCGUCAAGUGUGGAAACACUAAAAUGUUGCGUGGAAUCUUCCGUGAAGAAAAGUUUCACCUUGUAUUUAUCUUUCUUUCUGUUGUUCUUGUGAAGAGAUUUUGGUCCGUGCUCUCGUUUGGUAUUCGCAAAAGUUCCGGCCGAGACUCUCGGCUCCGUUUCCUUGAUGGAGUGAAAGCACUUUUUUGGGUGGCAAAUGUGAAUAUGAUUUACUGAGCGAGUUAUGUUUUCUUUUUUGGGUUGGGGGGGGGGGGGGGGGGGGGGGAGUUGUUCACUGACACAAAGUGUUCCAAUAAGCCUCAAAUGUCCGGUUUUUACAAGAACUUACCACUAACACCAUUUUUCUUGUGCCUGUUUUAUAAAGGAGGGCAAAAUGUCCGCAUCACAUUUUCUUUUUUAAGAGUUGUAAUUGUUUUUUGACCUGUAUUUUUUUAUUAAAAUGUGAUAAUGACAUUGUU